AUGGUUUCCCUCUCAACCAACCCUUUCUUUCGCCUCACUCCAACAAAAAAUACUCCCCCUUCUACUAGAUUUCAACGCACAAACAACAACGCCAAUCCACUCUACAACAACCACAAUCACUCUAACAAAAUUCGCAGAAAAGUUGUUUGUGCUUGCAUCGCUCCUCCACGUAAUUUCAACUCCCAAGACUCUUCCGCCAUUCAAUUCAAUGGUUCAUCCAAAUCAGAACAACUAAACACAACUCGGGAUCAAGAUGAUGAUUCUGAUGUUCUUAUUGAGUGUAGAGACGUAUACAAGUCUUUUGGGGAAAAGAAAAUCUUAAAUGGUAUCAGCUUCAAGAUCAGGCAUGGUGAAGCUGUUGGAAUAAUUGGUCCUUCUGGGACUGGCAAGUCUACAAUUUUGAAGAUUAUUGCGGGACUUCUUGCCCCAGACAAGGGAGAAGUUUUUAUUCGAGGUAGAAAGAGAAGUGGUUUGAUAAGUGAUGACGAGAUAUCAGGUCUUCGGAUUGGAUUAGUGUUCCAAAGCGCGGCACUUUUUGAUUCUUUGACUGUUCGUGAAAAUGUUGGUUUUCUCUUGUAUGAACACUCAAGCAUGCCUGAGGAAAAAAUAUCAGAGCUUGUCAAGGAAACCUUGGCCGCAGUUGGUUUAAAGGGAGUUGAGGAGCGGCUUCCUUCUGAGUUAUCAGGCGGAAUGAAAAAGCGAGUUGCUUUAGCUCGAUCUAUUAUUUGUGACACCACAAAGGAUUCAAUAGAACCAGAGGUGCUCUUGUAUGACGAACCGACUGCUGGACUUGAUCCCAUUGCAUCUACCGUUGUUGAAGAUUUGAUUCGGUCUGUCCACAUAAAAGGACGAGAUGCACUUGGAAAACCUGGGAAUAUUACAUCUUACGUGGUUGUUACUCACCAACACAGUACCAUUAAAAGAGCCAUUGAUAGGUUGUUGUUUUUACACAAGGGAAAGGUUGUUUGGGAAGGAAUGACUCAUGAAUUUACUACUUCAACGAAUCCAAUUGUUCAGCAGUUUGCAUCCGGGAGCCUAGAUGGUCCUAUCAAAUAUUAG
Messenger RNA from Lathyrus sativus (Indian pea), 1059 nucleotides. The record is from the annotation of a GenBank genome assembly. NCBI's taxonomy places the organism in Eukaryota, Viridiplantae, Streptophyta, Magnoliopsida, Fabales, Fabaceae.